Messenger RNA from Didymodactylos carnosus, 615 nucleotides. The record is from the annotation of a GenBank genome assembly. NCBI's taxonomy places the organism in Eukaryota, Metazoa, Rotifera, Eurotatoria, Philodinida, Philodinidae.
AUGGUGAUAGUAACAACCACAGGAUAUAUUGUUUCUGUAUUUGGUCCGUACUUAUCGGACAAUAAAAAUAACGAUGCUGCUAUUGCGAAAGAUAUACUUUUGAAGAACAAGGAAGAUAUUUUACACUGGGCAGAUGAAAAAGAUAUUAUGGUGGUUGACAGAGGUUUUCGGGAUUCGGUUGGAGUGAUGCAAAGUUUAGGGUUUGAUGUCGCUAUGCCAGAGUUUUUAGAUGGGAGACGAAGAUUUGACACGACGGACGCUAAUCGAUCAAGAUUCGUGACUAAGAUAAGAUGGGUUGUGGAGUGUGUAAAUGGAAAACUUAAACAUUUUAAUCUGUUGAAUAAAACCCUACAAAAUUCUACUAUUAGUCAAGUACGGGAUUAUCUUCGGAUUGUUUGUGCUUUGAUUAAUGCUUAUGGAUCUCCAAUGGUUACACCCUCGCCUUACACUGAUAAAAUAGCAAAAUUUAUGUUGACAUCUCUAAAACAAGAAAAUCGAAUUCGACUACGUGUGGAUAAUAAUCAAUAUAAUUGGAAAGAUAUUAAUGCUAGCAAUCUCGUAUCAUUUCCAGUUUUAACACUGGAUGAAAUACGAAGCUUAACUCUAGGUGAGUGA